This is a messenger RNA of Paraglomus occultum, 257 nucleotides long. NCBI's taxonomy places the organism in Eukaryota, Fungi, Glomeromycota, Glomeromycetes, Paraglomerales, Paraglomeraceae. The record is from the annotation of a GenBank genome assembly.
UAUAAUUAUGUGGCGCUUGUUAAGGCCUCACCUUCGUUGUUGCUAACUAUUGCCAAACGUACUCAGCAAACGAAGUCAAAGUUCAUGGCUGCUGUUCAAACACAGAAAGAGACUGAGGCUAUUGCCGCUGCAUUAAGAAUUCAGGGCUGUGCAGAUGAUACAAAGCUUGCUGAGGAUUCAGAACGUAAAGUGACUGAUGUAUUGUUGAAUAGUCAAGGCUGUAAGCAUGGAAGUAAUCACGCUAUCCAGUAUGAAAG